CUCGCAUAUCAACCGGGAAAAGGCGCCCACCAUGCCUGCCCCUACCGCACUUUUGAACAAGCCCCAAAAUGCAGAAGAUACCGCUCUCAAUAGCUCACUUCAGGAGCAAAACGAUGACGAAGUCCUGAUUGACGCCUCCCAGAACGCCCCAGAUUUCACAGUCGAGUCUAUUCAAGAAGAUAACACAGAAGAUGUGAUGCACGUCGAUGAAGAAGGUCGUCCCGUGUUUACCCCCGCCAAGGACACUCCUGGAGUCUAUCGUGUCGAACAGAGAAAAGUACCUAUUCCUCCCCAUCGGAUGACACCAUUGAAAACAUACUGGCCGAAAAUAUACCCUCCUCUCGUUGAACACCUGAAACUCCAAGUACGGAUGAAUGUGAAGAGUCGCACUGUUGAAUUAAGAAAUAGCAGAUUGACCACCGAUCCGUCGGCACUUCAGAGAGGAGCGGACUUCGUUAAAGCUUUUGCAUUAUCUUUCGAUGUAGAUGACGCUAUCGCUCUACUACGUUUAGAUGAUUUAUAUAUCAACUCUUUCGAGAUCAAGGAUGUUAAGACUUUGAGCGGUGACCAUCUGAGUCGAGCAAUUGGCCGAAUAGCUGGUCAUAACGGCAAAACAAAAUUUGCUAUUGAAAAUGCGACAAGAACUCGAGUAGUCUUGGCGGGUCAGAAAGUCCACAUCUUGGGCACUUUCAAAAAUGCCAAGAUGGCCCAAGAGGCUAUAGUCAGUUUGAUUUUGGGUAGUCCUCCGAGCAAGGUGUAUGGCAACCUACGUACUAUUGCAUCUAGAAUGAAAGAGAGGUUCUAG
This is a messenger RNA of Talaromyces stipitatus ATCC 10500, 805 nucleotides long. Its product is annotated as rRNA processing protein (Rrp20), putative. The coding region runs from base 32 to 805 and encodes 257 amino acids. The record is from RefSeq and is a predicted model, not a curated record. Gene Ontology annotation, molecular function: RNA binding. Lineage: Eukaryota; Fungi; Ascomycota; Eurotiomycetes; Eurotiales; Trichocomaceae. Gene Ontology annotation, cellular component: nucleolus. The transcript has 5 exons.